Molecule: messenger RNA, 912 nt
Organism: Paracoccidioides lutzii Pb01
Exons: 5
Coding region: 1-912 (303 amino acids)
Cellular component (GO): membrane
Source: RefSeq, a predicted model, not a curated record
AUGGAGGACUUCAAUACCCUGUUUUCGCCACCUACACAACUGGAUCUACGACGAAUCACCCUCGUGACGGAUUGUGUUGUGAGUCUAUAUAUUCCUAGGUCGCACCUAGUAUUCCUUUUAAUCUUGUUUACGUUCUUUGACACCUCAGGGAUAAUUGGAGAUUCUCAUCUAAGGCUUAUAUUAUUUCAUCUCAACUGGCGUUUAGUUGGGGAUCAGUUAUCCAGCGCAUCAGAACUAUCACAAACUGGGGAUCCAGUUUAUCUAGCUAACUACCACCCAAGGUAUACUCGUUUCCGAAAAGCAUACAUUUCUAUCAGUCUAGCCCGCGUCAUCCGUCAACAGAUUUCUAACAAGCGCGUUGCGCUGGCCUUCAGAUCGAUCGUUGAAAGAGUUUCGACCACAAUGCCGGUCAUCUCUCGUAUAGUUUCGGUCGUACUCCGUAUAGGAGAGAUAGGCUUCGCUGCUGUUGUGGCAGGCAUCAUCGGUCACGAUGUAGCUAGAACGGAUAAUUUCCCUGGUUUCCCUUUGGGCCGUUGGAUUUACGCGUUGGUGGUGUCGGGAAUCUCAAUGCUUCUAGGCCUCAUUUGGCUCAUACCCUUUUCCGCAACAUUCGUGUUAUGGAUAGCUGAUUUAAUCAUAUCAUGCGCCUGGUUCUCCGUCUUUGCUGUGCUUGUAAAUUGGCUCAACAGGCGUGCCUGUGGGUUUAUCUUCGAUUGGGGCAGCAUUACGGACGGCGGUGUUUGCGAUCGCUGGAAGGCUGCUGAGUCAUUCAGCUUUCUCUCAGCCAUUCUUUGGUUGGUUUCUGCGAUUGUGGGCAUAUGGUUUACUUUCCGCACUCGUGACCGCCGUCCAGUCGCUGGUGAUGGAUAUAGAACUAACCACCGUUUCUGGGGUCGUCGUCAUGCUGUCUAA